AUGCCGCCCUGCUCUCGAGCUCGCUGUCGCCAUUGCGGCAUGAACGUCGGAAUAUUUGGGUUGAAGGGCUUCGGCUGGAGCCUCCGGCAACACGAAGCCAGCUGUGCUGCAACUUCAGCCCCAACCACGGUCGAGACAACCACCGUGGAGACAGGAAGCAGCGGAGACUUUGGCAUCGCGCGUGGACGUUGCAGUCGACGUCUCAUCUCUUGGCGAAGAAAGCUCAAUCAUUUUGGUCACUUUCCGAAGGAUGAGCUGAAGAAGUUAUGCGAAGCCGACAUCGAGACGGCCAACAAGGUCAUGCACCUCGGCCUGUUCACAUGGAGGCCAGGGUCGAGUGACGCGGGCCCGCUAUGUUUGGCGCUGGGGAUAGGUCCCGGCGAUCCUGGUGAAAUAAUCCUCAAAGCACGGCCGGGCAGGCUGCUACGACGGGCGCCCUGCCUCCUUCCCAAGGAGCUCCCACCGGAGGAGCACAUGGAUACACAUUCCAUGGUCAACUUUAAUGAGGACUUUCGCGACAUCGCGGUGCGGCGACACACAGCUACAGCAGCUAACGCAAGGCCUGGCGGCCAAUUUGAUGGCAGGCCAUGGUGGCGGUUAAGCUGA
Symbiodinium necroappetens is the source of this 606-nucleotide messenger RNA. The record is from the annotation of a GenBank genome assembly. NCBI's taxonomy places the organism in Eukaryota, Dinophyceae, Suessiales, Symbiodiniaceae.